Trichomonas vaginalis G3 is the source of this 893-nucleotide messenger RNA. RefSeq lists its product as uncharacterized. The transcript has a single exon. NCBI's taxonomy places the organism in Eukaryota, Parabasalia, Trichomonadida, Trichomonadidae. The record is from RefSeq and is a predicted model, not a curated record. The annotation marks the transcript as partial.
AUGCUUCAGGUUGAAAAACAAAGAACAAAAGUAGCAGAUACAAAACCAUCCCCACACCAUCAAAACUCUCAGCAACCACCCAAAUUUCUUCACUCUCCCAACAACAAACCAUCCCCACACCAUCAAAACUAUAUCUUUACAAAUGCUGGUAGGACUAUUUCAGAUGAAGAAAUUUCAUCCCGAGCAUACAGGUUUGACUAUCCAAUUCGUUGGCUUCAAAGUCCUUCAGAUGCAAAGGCAAUAGGAUUUAGAAGAGUUUUGUUUUCAAAUAGAACUAACGCAUUUAUGUUCGCAGUAUAUUUUCAUGGGCAGUAUGAAGGUUCUGAUGGUCUAAUAGACAAAUUUGACGAAAUGAGAAUCUUUACAGUUCGUUCAGACGAAAGUCUUGAGAAAACUCUAGAUGACUUUCAAACUCAAAUGAACAAAUAUUAUUGGGAAUUUCAAGAAAAAUACAACUCUUUACUAAAUGGAACAUACUAUCUGAAACUAGAAUAUGACAAGAUGAACUCCACCGUUUCAUUUCAAAAGAUUGAAAUUAACCCUCCAAGAGAUACAGAGUUUUUAUUUUGGGAAGUAGACAAACGUUCUUGGGCACAAUUUCUUCGGUUACUAAACCAGAACGAACCAUUACCACCAGAUGGUCCAUUUAAAUUUAUACUUCCACCAGCAGAUUUGAUGGUUUAUAGAAACGUGUUUGACCCUCAAAAUGUUAUGUGUCAUGCAAUUUUCAGUUCAAGCAACAAUAGUUUUCUAUGUAUUGGUAAGGACCUUUAUGACUUUGCUUCUAAAUUCUACGAACCACCUAGUAACAGUUUCUCUGACUUUCAAGUUUGGUUCACAACAAAUGGUGUGCAAGAUAUUAUUCCAUUGUACUAUGACUUUUAUCUCGAAUU